This is a messenger RNA of Leguminivora glycinivorella, 2996 nucleotides long. It is a transcript of the gene Nop17l, whose product is annotated as protein kintoun. Gene Ontology annotation, cellular component: cytoplasm. The record is from RefSeq and is a predicted model, not a curated record. Gene Ontology annotation, biological process: axonemal dynein complex assembly. The transcript is spliced from 3 exons. NCBI's taxonomy places the organism in Eukaryota, Metazoa, Arthropoda, Insecta, Lepidoptera, Tortricidae. The coding region runs from base 116 to 2659 and encodes 847 amino acids.
AGCAACACUAACCUUAUCAUCGGCUCUCAGCUGAAUGUGUAAUGUAUUAUCGUGAUUUUGUGAAUGCAUAGUUAUUUUGUGUUUAUUUUUAAACCAACGCAAUUUUCUAGACAAAAUGGCAACAGGCGUACAACCUCGUGACGAGGAAAUCCAAUUUACCCGGUCUGAUCUUGAAAAUAUUCAAGACGCCAUGAAGAAUAAGAAAUUUCGAGAAAUGCUGGCGGAGUACGCUGAAGAAGUACGUGACCCGGCGAAUCAAGCGCUCUACCAGAAAGAAAUGACCCAGCUAGAGAAAGAGCGUGGUUAUGAUGUAACCUUUAUCAAUCCGAAGGGCGGAUAUGUUAUCAAAACAAGCGUCGCUGGCGACCGGAAAGCGUUCGUUAAUAUAUGUAGCAACGAUAAUGUCCGCAAACCGUCCUGCAGCGUUCAAGAGGUUGACAACCAGAGAGGUAUGAAUUGGCAAAUACCAUACACCAUAAUUCCUCCGAGGGAAGAUUAUGAUCAUAAAAAACAAAGAUGUGUCAUUUACGAUGUAGUUUUUCACCCUGACACAUUGCGCAUGGCAGAGGUUAACAAAAGGUUCCGUGAACUAGUUAACAAAACUGCUUUAGAUGGCUUGAUGAAAACAUACAACAUUCACUUAGACAACAACAAUUUACGUUUUCCUAAGUCAUCAUAUAAGGGGAUGACUACUCCAGCUAUUAUUCGGAAAGAGGAUCCAGAUUUUAAGGGUAUUCCUUUAGAUGAUGAAGAAGGAGGGGAACCCUUAUCUCCUGAGGUAUUGGAGAAGUUAUAUCCACAGCGCACAUUUCCAACAGCACCUACUAAAUCAGAAGAUAUUAAAAAAGUCAGUAAGUCUAAACCUAAAACUACAUCUAAAAAAGAAUUUACUCAUGAAACAAUCAAUGGAUACACUAUACCAAAGUACGUUAUCAAACAACAAAAGAAUGUUGACAUGCAAGAAUUCACUUAUGACAAAAACAGUAAACAGUAUACUGCUAUACCCAGUCAAAUAGUAGUUGAAAUUAAUCUUCCUCUACUGUCAUCUACUAAAGAUUGCAUUUUAGAUGUUAAGGAGAAGUCAUUGAGUUUAUCUUGUGAAAUGCCAGCUAAAUACAAACUUGCGAUUACUCUUCCAUAUACAGUUAACGAUGAGAAUGGAAGUGCAAAGUUUGAUAAAACAAAACACAUGCUUAUUGUCACAUUACCUGUAGUCAGAGAAAAUCUAAAGAAAGAUAGUAGUAAAGCAGACAGUGGAGUUGAAAGUGAAGGAAAUUCAAGUUCCCAAAGUGAUGAUGAGCAGAGAGAUAACUUAGUUGAAGAACUGUCAUCUACUGUUGCAGAGACUUCUAUAAGUCCUCCUACUCAACAAUUAGAACACAAAUCAUCAGACGAAGUAUUUUUAGACCCUUGUUAUGGAUACAUUUUACCCUCGUACACACAUAAUGUGCUUGAUGAUAUUGUUGCUUUUACUUUCCAUGUUAAAAACACUGAGCCGGACUCUGUUAAAGUGAAGAGUGAAGGCAAUAAGGUUUACAUCAAAUUUACAACUGUAGGGUCAGGCUUUGUACCAGUUCAUUAUGCAGCACUUAUUGUAUUUGAUGAGGGAAUAAGAUUUGAGAAUGCUACUGGAGAACCAUGGGAUAACAAUGUUAUUUUACAAUUAGAAGCAUCAGGCAAUCUGCCUGAGAAAUUCCAAAUAGGUCUGAAUGAUGCUUCUCUAACCAGUGAAUACUUUGACAUGUCCCAAGUGAAAAAGUCUUCUAGUGACCAAUCAGCUUUAAGUCAGAAACUGCCUCAAGAUGAAAUUUCUUUACCUGUUGUUGAAGUAACCAAUUUUGGCUCCGAGACAAACAUAGUAGUGUCCUCAAAUGUUGAAAGUGAGGACAGUGAUGAUAUUGAAUCACCGAGAUCUCCUAAAGAGAGAGAAAUUGUGUGGGUGGACUCGGGAAUGAAUGAGACUGGAGCCAAGAGUAUACUUAGGAAACCAAUACACAUGAUGAGAAGCUUUUCUGAGUCUAGUGUGGGAGAUGUUGCUUCUUCAAUGGAUUAUGUCAGCUCUGAUUGUAUUCCUGAAGAAUCCAGCUUAAAAAAGACUGUUAGAUUCAAUGAUGUUAUUGCAAAGCAAUUUUAUAGGUAUAAUUCAUCUAUUGAGGGGCAGAAGAAAAAGAAUCAAAAGAAAAAGAGCAAAAAACGUACUCAAGAGAGACGCAAGAGUGAAAGUGAGGCAGAAGAUGAUUUCAACAACUCUACUCAGAUUCCAAAAUCGAAACCGAAGUCAGCUUUAAAACAGCGUCGCGACAGCGGUCUAGCAGACACUUCAGAUGUUGAAAGCGAGAGCCGCGGCACUCCCACCGGCAGAGACAUCCCCAGCGAAAGGAAGGACGACGGCAUCGACACCGACGCCUCCGAGGGCAGUGCCCCUUCGUCUGUAUUUGACAUUUACAACAAUAACAACUCGAGGAAACCAGAACCUGUUAUAUGGAAAUCUAAAGAUGAAGAAAACAAGUCAACAUCAGAGAAAGCAAAAGCCUCUGAACCCAAAACCUGUGAUAAUAUUAAACAUAACACUGAUCUCUAUGAUCCAGAUAAACUGAACAAAGGCCAAUACCAAGAAGUAAUGUUCAAAAACGAUCUCAUAUUUGACUUGGACAUGUGAAAGCUGUCAUGACUUACGUAUCCCUUAGGGAUUUGCACUGAAUACUAUACAAAUGUCUGAUGUCCCAGUUUCAUUUUAUUAACUUUAGUCUGCUGAUAGUAUUUUAGAUAUUAAUUUGGUAUUAAUCCCAGUUUUAAUUUAGUUCCUAUCUUACUGCGUGUAGCUAUUUUAGUUGUUUUACAAGUUUGCUGAGUUUAUGGCAAUGGUUCACAGUAACAUACAAGUAUGGUCAAUUACAAAAACAUUGAAUAGAAAAAGAUUAGCUUUACAAGUGUCGUAAAUUAUGAUAAUUAUAUAUGCAUUCAAAGUAUAGUACAAAAUGUUACAGUUUGUACGU